Messenger RNA from Pelagomonas calceolata, 1005 nucleotides. The record is from the annotation of a GenBank genome assembly. NCBI's taxonomy places the organism in Eukaryota, Pelagophyceae, Pelagomonadales, Pelagomonadaceae.
UCUCAACGCCGCGGCCUCUCCCGGACGAGCUUGUUGAAAGGGCUGCCGAAACAACGCCGCCGACGACGCACCGCGCGCGCGGGACCAACGACUGGCGCCCCAGCGGCUCCCGUGAGGACCGGUACCAGCGGACCGCCUGAAACCAAACACAGCGACAGGGCAGCCUCCAGACGCCGCCGCCGCGCCGCAGCCAUGGUCGCGCCCCUCACGCUCAUCUGCCCGCCCGGCGCCAAGCCCGGCCAGCAGCUCCUGUUCAAGGACGACGACGGCCAGCGCUUCACGACGGAAGUGCCGAAGGGCGUGCGGCCGGGCAUGAAGUUCCUCGCGCAUCGCAAAGCAUUGGGCACGGGCUACGUCGGCAAGGACGGCGUCCGCUUCUCGAAAGUAGCGUCGCAGUCGAAACUAAGGGCGAGACAGCCGACGCCGAUGCCGAGCGCGGCACCGACGGAGCGGUCCUCGCGCCAGCCCUCUGGGUACGGCUCGCGCCAGCCCUCGGCGUACGGCUCGCGCCAGCCCACGGCUCGGGGCGUCGGAAGCAAGGAUCCGAACCGAGCCAAGUGGGACAUCGACACGCACCGAACGACGUAUCGAGCACCCUCAACUCAGAGAUCCUUCCCGCCCGAUACACCCUUAGGCGACCAGGAGUGGUUCGAGCAGUUCGGCUUUAGUGGAGCGGUCAGUGAAGAGAAAGCUAGAGAUUAUGGCAACGGCGUGCCCAUGUGGUCGCCCUACUUCCGCAAUCCGAAAGACUACGUCAAGCAGCCCCUUUCUGGAUUGGCUCCCGACGCCUACUGGUUCGAGCAGUACGGCUUCCGGGGCGGGAAGUUGUCCGAGGACCAGAUUAGGAUCCAAGGCUACGGCGUGCCGUCGUGGUCGCCCUAUUACCGGACGGGGGGGCCGAAAAACGUCGCCGAGUCGUUGGCGUCGCGCGAUCCUUCUAGAGCGCCGAGCCGGUUGCCCACGACCCGCGAGGAGUAGGGGGUUCUAUAAAUUUUAUCAAGCGUC